Coffea eugenioides is the source of this 1485-nucleotide messenger RNA. Its product is annotated as serine carboxypeptidase-like 40. Gene Ontology annotation, biological process: proteolysis. NCBI's taxonomy places the organism in Eukaryota, Viridiplantae, Streptophyta, Magnoliopsida, Gentianales, Rubiaceae. The transcript is spliced from 9 exons. Gene Ontology annotation, cellular component: vacuole. The record is from RefSeq and is a predicted model, not a curated record. Bases 1 to 1485 code for a protein of 494 amino acids. Gene Ontology annotation, molecular function: serine-type carboxypeptidase activity.
AUGGAGAUCAAAACAACCCCUUUUAAUCUCCUAUCAGCUCUCUUAUUUACAUUGUUUCUGGUCCAGACAUUUGGGAAAACACAUAUAGAAGCAGACUUCCAUCAUCUCAAGGCGAGAUUGAACCCACAAUCCAACGUUGAAAUAAGCAGUCACUUCCCAGCAUGUGAUUCCCCUCCUAAGCCUUCAAAUCAAGAAGGGCUGAAGGAGAAAGAUAGGAUUGAUCGUCUGCCUGGACAACCACCUGUUGGAUUCAAACAGUAUGGUGGAUAUAUCACCGUAAAUGAGACUGCUGGCCGUGCCUUUUUCUAUUAUUUUGUUGAAGCACAGGGUCGCAGGAAGCCUGAGGAUGUGCCUCUUGUCCUUUGGCUCAAUGGAGGUCCGGGUUGUUCUUCUCUUGCUUACGGAGCCUUUCAAGAACUUGGACCAUUCAGAGUUGGCAGUGAUGGAAAGACACUGUUCAAGAACAGAUUUGCUUGGAAUUAUGUUGCCAAUGUUUUGUUCGUGGAAUCCCCCGCAGGAGUAGGAUUUUCAUACUCCAACACAACAGAGGAUUUUGUUAAGGGAGGUGAUAAAAAAACUGCAGCAGACAAUUAUAUUUUCUUGCUAAAUUGGCUUGAGAGGUUCCCCGAAUACAAAAAUAGAGACUUUUACAUUACUGGAGAGAGUUAUGCUGGCCAUUAUGUACCUCAAUUAGCAUAUAACAUUGUUUACCACAACAAGAAGGCCAACAGGACCAUCAUUAACCUCAAAGGAAUCUUGAUUGGAAAUGCAGUCAUCAAUGACCCAACAGAUUCCAUUGGGAUGUAUGACUUUUUUGCAACACAUGCUCUUAUUUCCCCUGAAACUUUACAAAAAAUCAACAAACUGUGCGAUUUGUCACAUCCCGAUGCCAGUAUUACUGUUGAAUGUAACCAAACCCUUGCCGUGGCAGACAAUGCAGUUGACCAAAUUGACAUAUACAACAUCUAUUACCCUAGGUGUUUCCACAGCGGUCUGACCAGUUUCCCGAAAAGAUUUAAUAUAUUGAAGUUCGAUAAAUGCAGUGAUUAUUAUGGCUAUGCGUACUGUAACCACCCCAAUGUUCAAGAGGCGUUGCAUGCUAAUGUCACGAAAAUACCAUAUGAUUGGCAGCCAUGCAGUGAUGUUCUUAAUGAUUGGGUAGACUGGCAAUCAACCGUGCUUCCUUACCUUAAAGAGUUCAUGGCAAAUGGAAUACAAGUGUGGAUAUUUAGUGGCGAUGUGGAUGGAAGGGUCCCCGUGACUGCAUCACAAUAUGCGAUAGAAGCGUUAAAAGUUUCAGUUGUAACUCCUUGGCAGCCAUGGUUUCGGGAUUGGCAGGUCGGUGGAUAUGUUCAAAUUUAUCAAGACAACUUGACAUUUGUGACGGUGAGAGGUGCUGGUCAUCAAGUACCAAGUUAUAGACCUGAUAGAGCCCUUUCACUUAUUUCUCAUUUUAUUUCAGGGAUACCAUUUGCCAACCAUUAA